AAAUUUGUUCCACCAGACGAAACACCCGAACGCCGCAAUGCGAGGACAGUAUUUGUGGGAAAUGUUCCUGUUGAGGUUGCCAAAUCUCGGCCUCUGCAAAAGCAGUUAAAACGCCAUUUUACAACACUUGUCCCUACCGCGAAGAUUGAGUCAGUGCGCUUCCGCUCCGUCGCAUUCGCUGCCCCCACCUCGAAAUUACCCACCAUGGACGAUGAUGCGGGUAAGGCGAAGGCGAAAGGGAAGUUGCCUGCAAAGGACGAGAAGGACGGGCGACAACACGACCGCGAUCGUGCCGCGUCCUGGCGCGCAAAGAACGACGAGGAAGAUGACCCCGAGAAGAAGUUCCUCAUGCCCAAUGAGAAGAAGCGCAUAGCGUUCAUCAAACACGAGCUACACAGCGGGGUCGAUGCUGUGAAUGCGUACGUCGUCUUCGCACACCCUGUACCCGAGACUGGGACGCGACCGAAGAACGUGCCCCCGCCUGCACCCACCAUGGAUCCAUACGAGGCUGCGCGGCUUGCAGCGGAGCGAUGCGACGGAACAGUGUUCAUGGAGCGGACGAUUAGGGUGGAUAGAGUAGGCAAGGACACCGAUGCCUCCAGUGCUGCCCCGCUUGGCGACCCCAAGACGACGAUCUUCGUCGGCAACCUCGACUUUGCAAGCAAAGAGGAGGAUUUGCGAGUGUUCUUCGAAGUACUUGUCACUGCUGAACGGGGUGCGCCUGAAGAGCAGGAAGGCGAGAGCAGUGAGGAAGACGAGGAGGGCGACGAAGAGGACGAGACACUCAAGAGCAAGGUCCCCGUGAAGAAACCACGGACGUGGGUGAAGCGGGUACGGAUUGUGCGGGACAAAGACACACAGCUUGGCAAGGGCUUUGCAUAUGUGCAGUUUGUGGACCGGGAAUGCGUUGACGAGAUCUUCGCGCUCGAGGAAAGCCAACUCAAAUUCGCCAAGCGCAAGCUUCGUGUCCAACGCUGCAAGACUUUGCCCGGCGGUGCCAAAGUACUCCCCAAGUUCGCCAAACCCCCUCCUGCCGCGAAGACGCCUGCUGUCAGGCGACCCUCGACCUCCUCCCACCGCGAGACCCCGAAGGGCAACCCCGCCCUGGGCGAGAAGAUCUCGCACUUGCCGAAGGACGAGCGCAAGAAAGUGAAGGCGUCGGACCCGGACCGCGUCGCGCGCAGGGCGGCCAAGAAAAAAGCGAAAAUCCUCGCGGAGCAUGGCGUGAAGUCGAAGCCGCGGGUGGAGCGGGAGCGGGUACGGAAGCGGCCUGGGGAGAAGAAGGCGGUGGGCAAGCAGGCGGAGAAGAAGAAAGGGAGGGUCAGGAGCGGCAAUGCGUUGGCGAAGAUGAAUACGAAGAAAUAG
This is a messenger RNA of Rhodofomes roseus, 1365 nucleotides long. RefSeq lists its product as uncharacterized. The transcript has 3 exons. Gene Ontology annotation, molecular function: RNA binding. The annotation marks the transcript as partial. The record is from RefSeq and is a predicted model, not a curated record. Lineage: Eukaryota; Fungi; Basidiomycota; Agaricomycetes; Polyporales; Fomitopsidaceae.